AAAAAACCAAAAUCUGCGAGGUGAAGGACCUGGGUACUUCUCAAGGUUUGGAGAGAUGGGCCGCCCGGCAGGGCCUCUUCAGGAUCUCUGGUAAAUGCUGUCCUCGGGUCUGAGGCAGCGGCGUGGGCUGGGAGGGGCUGCCGUGACUCAUCGGAGGAGCUGUCUGAUAUUCCAGCAAGGGGCGCUGGCUAUGAACCCCUGCAGCCCCAGGGGCCAUCCCCUGCUCGCCAGCUGGCCAGGGGGACACCCAUUUCUGCAGAAAACCCUGGGUACCAGCCCUCCUCUAAGGCCUCCGGACAGCCUGUUCUUGUUUACGACCCCCGUCCCGGGGGAACGGGAUUGCACACCCUCGCAUGUGACUGGAGAGGCUGGUCUCUGAGCGCUGGAGGAAACUCAAGCCCCGCCAGCCACUUGGCAUCAGAAUGCUCAGCUGGUCCCCUCUUCGGCGGGGCUCAUGUGACCGAGGCUCAGCUAUAAAUAUCAAGGGGGCCUCAGAGCAAGACAGAAAUCGGACGCCAGGAAGAGACAGCGAAGAGGAUCCGAGCUGGUGUUCUGUGGCCCGGGCAGGAGCCUCAGAUCCGUGUAGAGAGAGGCAGGUAGAGGCGGCAGCUGCACCUCCGGACAGUAUGGAUUAUAAGUCCAGCCUGAUCCAGGAUGGGAACCCCAUGGAGAACCUGGAGAAGCAGCUGAUCUGUCCCAUCUGUCUGGAGAUGUUUACCAAGCCCGUGGUCAUCUUACCAUGCCAGCACAACCUCUGCCGGAAGUGUGCCAACGACAUCUUCCAGGCUGCAAAUCCCUACUGGACCAACCGGGUCGGCUCGGUGUCCAUGUCCGGGGGCCGCUUCCGCUGCCCCUCGUGCCGCCACGAGGUGAUCAUGGACCGUCACGGGGUAUACGGGCUGCAGAGGAACCUGCUGGUGGAGAACAUCAUCGACAUCUACAAGCAGGAGUGUUCCAGUCGGCCCCUGCAGAAGGGCAGCCACCCGAUGUGCAAGGAGCACGAAGACGAGAAGAUCAACAUCUACUGCCUCACGUGUGAGGUGCCCACGUGCUCCAUGUGCAAGGUGUUUGGGGCUCACCAGGCCUGCGAGGUAGCUCCGCUCCAGAGCGUCUUCCAGGGACAGAAGAUGGAGCUGAGUAACUGUAUCUCCAUGCUGGUGGCGGGGAAUGACCGCAUGCAGACCAUCAUCACUCAGCUGGAGGACUCCAGUCGAGUGACCAAGGAGAACAGUCACCAGGUGAAGGAAGAGCUGAGCCAGAAGUUUGACACGCUGUACGCCAUCCUGGACGAGAAGAAGAGCGAGCUGCUGCAGAGGGUCACACAGGAGCAGGAGGAGAAGCUCAGCUUCAUCGAGGCCCUCAUCCAGCAGUACCGGGCGCAGCUGGACAAGUCCACCAAGCUGGUGGAGACGGCCAUCCAGUCCUUGGACGAGCCUGGCGGGGCCACCUUCCUCUUGAGUGCCAAGCAACUCAUCCAAAGCAUCGUGGAGGCGUCCAAGGGCUGCCAGCUGGGGAAGAUAGAGCAAGGCUUUGAGAACAUGGACUACUUCACUUUGGACUUAGAGCACAUAGCAGACACCCUGCGGGCCAUCGACUUUGGGAUAGAGGAGGACGAGGAGGAGUUCACUGAAGAGGAAGAAGUCCAGGAAGAGAUUUCCACAGAAGAGAAAGAAGAAGGACACCAGUAAGGAGCUGGAUGAGUGAGAGACCCUCUGGAUGCAGAGAGACUGGGGGAAGGGCCCAGGGUGGGAGGGACGGGGCCCCUGGAGGGGUAAUGGGGAAUUGUGUCUCCUCUGCUCAGAGAACAGGGACUAGAAUAGCAACCCCACCGCUGUGUCCAGCAGUCACUGAACCAGGAUUGGAAAUGUGCCUGAAAUCGUCACACAGGACACUUUUCUACGUUGGUGCAAAAUGAAAUAUUUUGUACGUUUUUAAAAUGUGAUUUUUGUAUAUACUUGUCACGUAUGCCAAUGUGGUGCUUUUUGUAAAGGGACUUUUGUAUAAUAACGCUGGGGCACUCUGACUGGCUUUUGAGAAAGGGAGAGAAAGCCAGGUCAAUAGAGCCGCCCGCUUUCUUUCCCCAGUGGGAGGGCUGGGUCACACUCACGGGCCUAGAAAGAGAUAAUGUACUGUAUUUCAGUGCCCAUCCCUGACGUGGGGGAACUGAGUUUGUUAUAUGUUGUUUUAAUAAACGCACAGUGCUCUCUUCCUGUUAUUACAAACGA
Molecule: messenger RNA, 2225 nt
Organism: Chinchilla lanigera (long-tailed chinchilla)
Lineage: Eukaryota; Metazoa; Chordata; Mammalia; Rodentia; Chinchillidae
Gene: Trim63
Product: tripartite motif containing 63, E3 ubiquitin protein ligase
Exons: 9
Coding region: 423-1688 (421 amino acids)
Molecular function (GO): zinc ion binding
Source: RefSeq, a predicted model, not a curated record